UUCCCCUCCUCUAUUUCUUUCAUCGUCCCAGCUCUCUCAAAAUUCCAACUUGGAGAAAGCCUGAGAGAGAGAGAGAUGAACGCGGGAGAAGGGUUGCUGUUGCCUUUCAAUGAAGGCUAUGGCCAGGAAGUGGCGCCAACCCAGCUUCUCUCGUUUCCGGAGGACGAGGACUUCCACACCAGCUUCUUCGCUAGUGCUGUCCCCCACUUGGACAACCUGGUGGAGACGUCUUCUCUAUCCGAGUAUGACCUUGGAGGAGAAGGAGAUCUAUUCAAAGCUCCAGAGCUCAUCUUAGAGGAACAAGUACUUGUGUUGGAUCCCGAUACAGCUGCUAUGUCCAUGAUAUAUAGUAAUGGGAAUCUCAUCAUUCCAGAAGCAAAUAAAGUCACACCCAUGGAAUCAAUUCAAAAUGAGGAUUUACUGAGUGAGGUGUUCUAUGAGUGCAGAAACGACCUUCUAGCCAAGUCUGCUAUCAUAGAACCAUAUCCUGAGGCUUCAGAUGUUAAGAUUCCUGCAUUUCAACCAGAGAUGGAUCGAGGUGUCGAGGAAAAUAAGUUAGUCAUGGAGGGGCCACUACAGAAGAUUGAUAGCUUUCAAUGUCUAAGCUCAGUAGACUACAUAAAUGGCUGCAUUAUGAGACCAAGCUUUUUGGAAUUUCGAGGGAUGAAUCUUGAGGCAGCAUUUGGGAUAAGAAGAGCUUACAGUGAAGGAGAUAUUCAGCACUCAUCAACCAUUGAUGAUGUCAAGAUUGAAGAACGGAGGCAAAAGCUUUCCAGGUACAGGAAUAAGAGAACCAAAAGAAAUUUUGGCAAAAAGAUCAAGAUUGACAGGUAUUAAUUUUCAAUAAGCUCUCAGUAUGCCUGCAGGAAGGCUUUAGCAGACAGUCAACCCCGCGUGCGUGGAAGAUUUGCAAAGACCGAGGGAAGUGAGAUUGCAAACCUCCCUAGCAAAAUGUAGAUGGUUGGCUAGAAAAUAUGUUAAGAGUUGGUAAAUUGCCUGCCAUGCACCCCUCGUCCAUAGGGAGGUGGGCCUUUGAAAGGACCAAGUUUGGACAAGCUCUCUCUGAGUUUAUAGAAUAGAUUAGAUCCCUUGUUCGGUUGAUCUCCUGCAGGUAAUAAUGGCCUUUCUUGACAUCACGAUGUCAGUGCUGUUAAAAGUUUGAAUAAAAUCAAUCUAUAAUUCUUAUAUUAAGCUAUA
This is a messenger RNA of Elaeis guineensis (African oil palm), 1197 nucleotides long. RefSeq lists its product as uncharacterized. Gene Ontology annotation, molecular function: protein binding; DNA-binding transcription factor activity. The record is from RefSeq and is a predicted model, not a curated record. Gene Ontology annotation, biological process: regulation of flower development. Gene Ontology annotation, cellular component: nucleus. NCBI's taxonomy places the organism in Eukaryota, Viridiplantae, Streptophyta, Magnoliopsida, Arecales, Arecaceae.